Messenger RNA from Neocloeon triangulifer, 2909 nucleotides. RefSeq names its product probable 4-coumarate--CoA ligase 1. The transcript has 7 exons. Bases 38 to 1777 code for a protein of 579 amino acids. The record is from RefSeq and is a predicted model, not a curated record. Gene Ontology annotation, biological process: long-chain fatty acid metabolic process; fatty-acyl-CoA biosynthetic process. NCBI's taxonomy places the organism in Eukaryota, Metazoa, Arthropoda, Insecta, Ephemeroptera, Baetidae. Gene Ontology annotation, molecular function: long-chain fatty acid-CoA ligase activity.
GCACGUAUCUGAAUUGUUUCCAGUUCGGGAGUUCAACAUGUUCGUGGCAAGAAGGUCCGUCCGGUUGGUGGUCACUCCAAAGACGGAAUUGGUGCGCCUCUUUUCUGCAAGCAACACCCUUCUUCAAAAUGCGUACGAAGCCAAAAAGCACAAUGGAAUUUACGAUCCUGAAACUCAUAUCGUUCGAUCGCCCUAUGAAUCUGUCCUGCCCGACUGCAACAUCCCUGAGUACGUUUGGAGGAAUUACAAAAAUUGGGAAAACAGUCCAGCAAUGACGUGUGGUUUGACCGGCAAAAGUUUUACGUACGGCCAAAUGUACGCAACGUUUGACAAAUUCAGCAUCAACUUGCCGGCGAUUUUCGGUCUGAAGCAGGGAGACGUCGUGGGACUCGUUUUGCCGAAUAUGCCAGAGUACGCCGUAACUUUUUACGGGUGUCUCUCGGCGGGACUGGUGGUCAGCCCGGCAAAUCCCCUUUACACUGCAGACGAGCUUCUGAAGCAGUUCACGGACGCCAAAGUGAGACUGGUGGUGACCAUCCCUGAGUUGGCCGACCGCGUCAAAGAGGCCCUGGGCAAGAUGCCGGCGGGUGGGGCGCCGAUGGUGCUGACGGACGGCGCCAAGUGCGACUCAAAAGAAACUUUCGCCUUUGAAGAAAUCCUUUCGAAACAAGUCAAAGGCGCCAAUCGGCUCGCGAAACCCGGGCCGGAGGCGUUGGCCGUGCUGCCAUACUCGAGCGGAACCACCGGGGUGCCCAAGGGGGUUGUCAUCACCCACCGGAACAUGGUGGCCGGCCUGGUCAUUGCGAACCACGCGGAAGCUAUUGCUGACAAUGGGGAAAAUUCUGAUGGGCUUGAUUCAACCUUAGCUGUGAUUCCAUUCUAUCAUAUUUAUGGUGCAGUCAUUAUAGUGGGCUCUUGCUUGAGUCGCGGAGCACAUGUGAUCACAGUACCUCGUUUUGAACCAGUUUCUUUUUCAAAAGUCUACGAACAUUACAAACCGUCACACAUGUUCCUAGUUCCUCCCCUGGUCCACUUCAUGGCCAGGUCGCCGACCAUCACCAAGGAGGCCAUGAGCAGAUUGCGAUUGACGGUCUCAGGAGCUGCUCCUUUGUCGAAACAAAUAAUGGACGAAUAUAUCGCCAAAUCCGGACCAAUGAGCACAUUUAAAACAGGUUACGGAAUGACCGAGUCGACGUGUUUGAUCACAACAAUGCCCAAGGACAUGCCGACGUGCAAAUCCUUGUCGGUGGGCCCGCCAGGUUCCUUCACCGAAUUAAAAAUCAUCGACGGUGCUUUAAAAACGCUGCCGCUGGGCGAGGUCGGCGAGCUUUGCGCGCGAGGACCGCACAUCAUCUCUGGUUAUUUGAAAAACGAAAAAGCGACCAAAGAGACCAUCAUUGAAGGCGGUUGGCUGCGGACAGGUGACGUCGCAUUCUUGGAUCAGUACGGACACGUCAACAUCGUGGACAGGGUCAAGGAACUCAUCAAGGUCAAAGGAUUCCAGGUUUCGCCGACAGAGUUGGAAGCACUGUUGAUAAAAUGUGAAGGGGUCGCUGACGUUGCUGUGAUCGGCGUUCCGGACGAACGGUCGGGAGAAGUUCCAAAAGCUUUCAUUGUCAAAAAACCGGGAUCGACCGUCACAGUAGAAAGCAUAAACGAAUACCUGGAGUCCAAAGUGGCCGAAUACAAGCAGCUUCGUGGUGGAGUAAAGUUUGUAGACGCCAUUCCUCGCAGUGCGGCUGGCAAAAUUUUGAGAAAGAAUCUGAAGCAUUUCUGAAAAUAAACUAUUGCACACAAUUUUUAUGACACUUAUUGUGAUUGUUGCUGAUUGAAAUUCUUACACAAUUUUAAUCUGAAGUGUGAGUAAUGUGAAUUUACUGAUUAAAGAAAAAAAAAUUAAAAUUACGUUCAGCCUGGUGAUGAAUCAAAAUUUGAUUGUAAGACCUCUGAUAAAAAAUAGGACGUACUAAUUUAAAGCCGUACGUUCCAGAAUGUACUGGUGAACGGAAUUUUUAAUUUGAAGUACUUUAAUUUUAAAGUGUGUCAUUUAAUUUUUUCAGAUUUGUAAGAAUUAUUACAUCAAGUUGAAAACGCAUUAAGAUUAACCAUUUUCUGAUACGAAAUCAGUACCAUUGUUUUCGGUGGGUUGGACAAUUUGAUUUCAUUUAAUUUCAUAUCAAGUAAUAUUAUCUAAUUUAAUACUUUUUAAGUAGUUUGCAUGUGUUAACUCAAUUGAUGCUAACUUUUUUAAUGGCAAAAAGUGCUACCUAUAAAACAGAGUUUCCUAAAAACGUAAUGGAAAUCAAUAGUGACCUUCAAUUGUAAGAUAACAAAAAUUGUGCAAGUGGCUCGAGCAUGCAAUUACUUUGCAAUCCUUCUUUUAAACUCUACAUAUAUGCGCACUUAUUACAUAAAUAAAAUAUGUGAGAUUUAGGAGAAGGAUUUAUAAUUUUUCCUGCAACGCUCUUUGAACCAAGAAUUUUCGUUUAAUUCUCUUGAAAAAUUCAAAACAGCAUUUUCCUUUCAAAAUUUCACCAAAAUAAAGUGAAGAAUAACGGGUUUUGCGCUCAAUCUAACAGUUUUUUUUAUUUAAAAACAACGGCUCUGCCAGUUUCUGUGAUCCAAUUUCAUGAGCUAAAAAAGGCCAGCAAAAUGGAAAAAAAAAACACCUUUGGGUCGCGAUGAUCAAAACUGGUAGCAUCUUCUGUUUCUGAUGGUAAAAAACAAAAGUAAAAAAAAAUUGACAAAGCCUGUUUUUCUAAUUGGAUUUGCAAAUUUUUUGGUGUGAUUUGUUCAAUUUGCUUAUACAAAUCCAUGAUUAAUAUAAUGAUUGUAAAAAAUUAGAGAAAAAAAUGAAAGACCGUGAAAUUCAUGUUACAAAAUUUCUUUUAAUUUAAAUGAAAUUUCUC